CAACUGCAAUAUCAAUUCUUAAAACCUAAAAUCUGAAUUAGAGAAGAAAAAAAAAAAACACAUAUGCACUUGAACGAGACAUGAUUUUAUGGUGGUAUUAUUGGGUUUAAUUGGGAUGGGAUUUAGCCCUGAGAAAGACAAACUUGAUUCUUAUGGCGGAAAACUUGAGAAAAGGCUUGUACUAGUUUAGUAACUUGGUUAAAUCUGGACUUCUGAAGAUAUGCUUUCACAGAGACAUUUGCCACAUUUGUUUUGGUUAAGUUUGUUCAACUUUUUCUUUUUCCUUCCCUUUUAAAAACUGACAAUUUUAGUUAUUGCCAUUUUAACAAAGCAAGCAUUCUUUUGUUGUUACAUGAGAAAGUUCGUUUGGUUAGCUAUUACAAAGAUUUUAAACUGAGUCUCUCAACUUGACACGGGAAUCAAGCAUUUGACGUUAAUACGGACUCUGUUAAGUGCUUGUUAAACAUAGCAUGCAUUCAUCCCUCAUUGUUUAGCUUAGGAAUAUUUUUGCAUCCACAGAUGUCAAGUUUUAUUACUGUGUGCUUUCUCUGUCGCUAACAACCUAGGCUUGGAUGCCAUAUUUGCGUACACAAAAGUUUGGACAUUUGGCGCCACUCUUGUCUCAAAACCAUCCAUAUCCAACCAUAUCUGCCUUCACCAGUGGCAGUGACUUCCGGCAGGCUUUAAAUCUGCAAUGGUGGGUUGUUCCCUUGCUCGCUGAUCUUUCAGAUGAUAUGGAAGGCAACAUCUAAAGAACCAUGGAUCUUAUGAAACCAAAGGAAAUGGUGAAACCUGGGGAUGUUGUUUUGGGGGUUUCAGACACUCCAACCAUCCCAAAUCUGACCGCUUUCCAAGCAAUCUAGGUCAGGAAGGUUGACUAGCACUCUCCAUGAGAAGCAAGUUGAUGUUGGUGAGUCCAGAAGGUGAAGGAAGUGCAUCUUUAUGCUUUUUCCCACCCAUUUGUUUGAUAAUUCAUGACAAUUGACCAUUUAUACUGUUGAAAAUGUAUUGCAUAAAUUGUAAUUGGUUGC
Molecule: messenger RNA, 1031 nt
Organism: Rubroshorea leprosula
Lineage: Eukaryota; Viridiplantae; Streptophyta; Magnoliopsida; Malvales; Dipterocarpaceae
Source: the annotation of a GenBank genome assembly